UACGUCAACUGUCAUGAGAAAGUUCAAUAAUAACAAAGUUGUGGUUUAAGGUUUUAAUUAAAUAAUUAUUGUGAAAUAUAUAAAAAGUGUUCUAUCGUAAAGGACACCCAUUUUCUAAAAAUGUUUAAAUUACUCAGUAGGCAUGGCUCGAGAAGUGGUAUUAUAAAAAUGUUCUGUAACAAAAAUAUUGAGGUUAAAAAACCUAAGGUGUAUUAUUUUUACUCAUCAGCCGGAUCGGUUAGAUUUGCUUCUAACGAUUCUGAAACUGUAAAGACGCCUAGUACCAUAGAUAAUAUUCCUGAACCUCCACCAGUUCCCGAUUUAUCAGCUUUCGAUGGUGUAACUGAUGCUGUUCAAUCAUUGUCUGUCAAUGGUGAACCUACAUUUGCGAGCUUAGGUCUUGGCGGUUGGAGCCCAGUGGGGAUAGUUCAACAAUGUUUAGAGUACUUACACGUUUCGCUUGAUGUACCUUGGUGGGGAGCAAUUCUAGUUGGAACUGUCGUAGUCAGAGUUUUGAUGUUCCCGCUUGUUAUUAUGUCUCAAAGAAAUACAGCAAAAAUGAAUAAUCAUUUGCCAGAAAUACAAACACUGCAGCUGAAGAUGACACAAGCACGGCAAACUGGAAAUCAAUUGGAAACAGCAAGAUACGGCCAAGAGAUGAUGUUGUUUAUGAAAGAAAAGGGUCUCAAUCCUUUGAAAAAUCUUUUCGUUCCUUUGGCUCAGGCCCCAUUGUUUAUAUCAUUCUUCAUGGGCUUGAGAGGAAUGGCUAACUGUCCAGUAGAGAGUAUGAUGCACGGGGGCAUGUGGUGGUUUGAAGAUUUGACAGUACCUGAUCAAUAUUUUAUCCUACCUUUAAUAACUAGUGCUACUAUGUGGGUCACUAUUGAGUUGGGUGUUGAUGGUGGUAGAUUAGAUGCACAGAACAUGCAAAUGAUGAGGUAUGUACUCAGAGCAAUUCCUGUGAUAAUGAUUCCUUUUACAAUAAACUUUCCUGGUGCCAUACUGGUGUAUUGGUGUUCAACAAAUUUCAUAUCUCUACUGCAAGUAGGAUUUCUAAAAAUUCCUAGUGUUCGGGAAUAUUUUAAAAUUCCAGUACUUAUUAAACACACAGCAGACAACUUACCUAUAAAAAAGAAAGGAUUUGUAGCUGGUGUAAAGGAAUCUUGGACAAAUAUGAAGAUUUCCAGGGAUUUAGCAGAUAGACAAAGAGUAGAUGAGAUGAUCUUCACAAAAGCAGGAAAGGGUCCUUUACAAAAAACAUACAAAUUUGACCCUACAAAGAUAUCAAAAAUAGAAGCAAAGUCAAAAUAGGUUGUAAAGAUAUUUCUUUCCUAGUUUUUAGAGUUUUAAUUAUUAAUAAAAUAUCUAUUUAAGUG
Messenger RNA from Leptidea sinapis, 1376 nucleotides. It is a transcript of the gene OXA1L, whose product is annotated as mitochondrial inner membrane protein OXA1L. NCBI's taxonomy places the organism in Eukaryota, Metazoa, Arthropoda, Insecta, Lepidoptera, Pieridae. The transcript has a single exon. The record is from RefSeq and is a predicted model, not a curated record. Gene Ontology annotation, cellular component: mitochondrial inner membrane. The coding region runs from base 121 to 1311 and encodes 396 amino acids. Gene Ontology annotation, biological process: mitochondrial respiratory chain complex IV assembly; protein insertion into mitochondrial inner membrane from matrix. Gene Ontology annotation, molecular function: membrane insertase activity.